CAUUAAGGCACAAAAUAAAUCGAGAAGCAUCAGAUCAUUAUGGUGUGAUGAAUGGCAGACCAAUUGCUCCAACAACUAGAGAAAAAAAUACUGAGAUAUCAGAUAUUAUAGAUCUAUACAAUUACUAA
Molecule: messenger RNA, 128 nt
Organism: Entrophospora candida
Lineage: Eukaryota; Fungi; Glomeromycota; Glomeromycetes; Entrophosporales; Entrophosporaceae
Source: the annotation of a GenBank genome assembly